UCGAAUUGGCAUUUUGGUUCACGUGAUCGGGAAACGCGUUUCGCGGCAAAAAGGCUCUUGGAAUAAUAACGGGUUUCUCGGAUGCGGCCCUCUCGGUUCGAAAGCUUUUUCAAAAUCGUAUCUUGCAGAUGCUUGAAACGUUAAACCGUUUAGUCACCAAAACAAUAACACUUAAACAAAAAGUACCUUAAACAUUUGUAAAAUAUACAGCCUUGGUUUGGGCAUAGAGUUUUAAUUAAACGACUUAAACUCCAGCCGGUUCAAAGCAGUUUAAGCCGCUCCGUAUCUUACCUUCACCAACAACAAUAACAACCAUUGCAACAGCAACACCUGAAAAUCAGCAUAAACUCAAUUGUCGUCCAGUGAAUUGAACCGAAGUGAAGGUGUAAAAAACCCCAGUGUGUACAAAGAAUAUCGAGUUUAAGAAGUCGCUAAAACAAAACCGGUUGGAUUUCCCCUGACAAAAUGGAAACGUCGCAUAGGAACCACCAGAAUCCAGCCUUUGUGGGCGACGAUGGACGCAGUACGGCCAGCACAGUGGAUAUUUCGACCAACAAUCCUGCCCUGCGAGAUAAUUCCGCUGACCAGGAGGCGGGAAAAUUGCCAGAGGAGCGUGCCACGUGGGGCAAGGGCGUGGAGUUUCUCAUGUCCUGCAUCGCCAUGUCCGUGGGCCUCGGAAACGUGUGGCGCUUCCCCUUCACCGCCCUCGACAAUGGCGGCGGAGCCUUCCUCAUUCCCUAUCUCAUUGUCCUGUUCCUGAUUGGCAAACCGAUUUACUAUCUGGAAAUGGUAAUCGGCCAGUUCUCCAGCCGCGGCUCGGUUAAAGUGUUCGAUUUGUGUCCCGCCAUGAAAGGUGUUGGAGCCGGCCAGGCGUUCCAGGUGUUCAUGCUCAGCACUUACUAUGCCGCCCUGGUAGCGAUAAUUGGCCGAUAUUUCAUUGAAUCAUUCCGCAACCCAUUGCCCUGGGCCACAUGCCGAGCGGAAUGGGGAACCCACUGCAUUAACUCAGCCCCCGAAGCGGGUAAUUGGUCCCAAGUGGAGAGCGAUGAUCUGCCCCAGCAAAAUUACACAAUGAAAUCAGAAAAUGAUCGGGUCAUCACCAGUUCGGAAUGGUACUUUGUUAAGGAAGUGCUGCACGAGAAGCCGAACAUCGAGGAUGGAAUUGGCCUGCCAAACUGGGAACUGGUCAUCGGACUUUUCGUCGCCUGGGCUUGUGUGUUCUUCAUUAUUCGUCGUGGAGUGAAGAGUUCGGGAAAAGCCUCCUACUUCCUGGCCCUCUUUCCCUAUGUUAUCAUGGGUGUGCUUUUGGUGCGAGCUGUAACACUGCCAGGAUCCUUGGACGGCAUCUACUACUUCAUCAGACCGCAAUGGGGAAAAAUCCUCGACCCGAAGGUCUGGUACGCGGCUGUGACACAGUGUUUCUACUCCCUCUCCGUUUGUUUUGGCAACAUCAUCAUGUACUCCUCGUUCAACAAGUUCGGACACAAUGUGCAUAGAGAUGCGGCAAUUGUCACGGGUCUGGAUACAAUGACCUCCCUGCUGGCAGGAUUCACGAUUUUCGGCAUCCUUGGACAUUUGGCUCACGAAAUCGGAACCGACGACAUUGGCUCUGUGGUGAAAGGUGGCGCCGGUUUGGCCUUCAUUUCGUAUCCCGAUGCCAUUGCCAAGUUCAAGCAACUGCCUCAGAUCUUCUCGGUGCUGUUCUUCCUCAUGCUCUUCGUUUUGGGCAUAGGAUCGAAUAUUGCUAUGACUUCCUGUUCGGUUACUGCGAUUCGUGAUCGGUUCCCCAACUUUAAGCAAUGGCAAUGUUCGCUGCUCAUUGCGGUAGUCAGCUUUUUUAUCGGUCUGAUGUACAUUACUCCGGGUGGUCAAUAUAUGCUAACCCUAGUGGACUUCUUUGGCGCUUCGAUGAUUGCUUUGGUACUGGGAAUCGCUGAACUUUAUACUGUUGGUUGGAUUUACGGCACCGAUCGUCUUUGCAAGGAUAUUGAGUUCAUGUUGGGUCGCAAAGUUGGUCUUUACUGGAGACUCUGCUGGAGUAUCAUCACCCCGCUGAUCAUGACUGUCAUUUUGAUCUACUUCUAUGCGACAUACGAACCCCUGACCUACAACAAUAUUAUUUAUCCAAAUUGGGCUUACAGCAUUGGCUGGAUGAUCACAGCCUUUGGCAUACUUCAACUACCCAUUUGGAUGAUUGUGGCCAUUAUUCGAGACCCAGGACAAACUUUGGGCGCCAAAAUCAUCGGUGCUUUUACGCCUAAGAAAAAUUGGGGACCUCUGGAUCCUCUGCUUCGAGAGCAGUAUAACAAGGAAAUCGAAAACGAUCUAGCCCCAAAAAGAGGUCGGGGAAUAUGGGCGGCCAUUAAGCAGAAUAUCUUUGGUUGAACCAUGCUCAGCUGGGAUAAAUUGACUUCCCAUGUAAAUAAUCCAUUAUAAUUUUAAGUAAAAUGAAUUUAAAAGAUCUUGUAUAAAUCUUAAGUCUGCCAAUAAACUUUAUAAGAAUCCACACAUAUAGAUAAUAUACCUUUUGGCCAUUAAAAAUGUAUUGGAAGGCUUCGUAUUUAUUAAAAUUCUCUAAAUUAAACUGAA
Drosophila ficusphila is the source of this 2589-nucleotide messenger RNA. RefSeq names its product sodium-dependent nutrient amino acid transporter 1. Lineage: Eukaryota; Metazoa; Arthropoda; Insecta; Diptera; Drosophilidae. Gene Ontology annotation, biological process: sodium ion transmembrane transport. Gene Ontology annotation, cellular component: membrane. Bases 466 to 2385 code for a protein of 639 amino acids. The transcript has 7 exons. The record is from RefSeq and is a predicted model, not a curated record. Gene Ontology annotation, molecular function: L-amino acid transmembrane transporter activity.